Chinchilla lanigera (long-tailed chinchilla) is the source of this 6880-nucleotide messenger RNA. It is a transcript of the gene Pou3f2, whose product is annotated as POU class 3 homeobox 2. NCBI's taxonomy places the organism in Eukaryota, Metazoa, Chordata, Mammalia, Rodentia, Chinchillidae. The transcript is spliced from 2 exons. Gene Ontology annotation, cellular component: nucleus. Gene Ontology annotation, biological process: regulation of transcription by RNA polymerase II; brain development. The record is from RefSeq and is a predicted model, not a curated record. Gene Ontology annotation, molecular function: RNA polymerase II cis-regulatory region sequence-specific DNA binding; DNA-binding transcription factor activity, RNA polymerase II-specific. Bases 190 to 1527 code for a protein of 445 amino acids.
GGCAGUAAUAGCAGGAGCAGCCACAGAAGGCGUCGGAGCGGGCGUCGGAGCUGCCCGCUAGGGGGUAGAGAGAGAAAGAGAGAGAGGAGCGAGAAAGAGGGCGAGCGAGGAGAGGGAGCCCGAGGCGGAAAAGUAACUGUCAAAUGCGCGGCUCCUUUAACCGGAGCGCUCAGUCCGGCUCGGAGAGUCAUGGCGACCGCAGCGUCUAACCACUACAGCCUGCUCACCUCCAGCGCCUCCAUCGUGCACGCCGAGCCGCCCGGUGGCAUGCAGCAGGGUGCGGGGGGCUACCGCGAGGCGCAGAGCCUGGUGCAGGGCGACUACGGCGCGCUGCAGAGCAACGGGCACCCGCUCAGCCACGCUCACCAGUGGAUCACCGCGCUGUCCCACGGCGGCGGCGGCGGGGGCGGCGGCGGGCGCGGCGGGGGGGGCGGGGGCGGCCGUGGNGGCGGCGACGGCUCCCCGUGGUCCACCAGCCCCCUGGGCCAGCCGGACAUCAAGCCCUCGGUGGUGGUGCAGCAGGGCGGCCGCGGCGACGAGCUGCACGGGCCAGGCGCGCUGCAGCCGCAGCACCAGCAGCAGCAGCAACAGCAGCAACAGCAGCAGCAGCAGCAACAGCAGCAGCAACAACAGCAGCAGCCGCGGCCGCCGCAUCUGGUGCACCACGCCGCCAACCACCACCCCGGGCCCGGGGCAUGGCGGAGCGCGGCGGCCGCGGCGCACCUCCCGCCCUCCAUGGGAGCGUCCAACGGCGGCUUGCUCUACUCGCAGCCCAGCUUCACCGUGAACGGCAUGCUGGGCGCUGGCGGGCAGCCGGCGGGGCUGCACCACCACGGCCUGCGGGACGCGCACGACGAGCCGCAUCACGCCGACCACCACCCGCACCCCCACUCGCACCCGCACCAGCAGCCGCCGCCGCCACCACCCCCGCAGGGCCCUCCGGGCCACCCGGGCGCUCACCACGACCCGCACUCAGACGAGGACACGCCGACCUCGGACGACCUGGAGCAGUUCGCCAAGCAGUUCAAGCAGAGGCGGAUCAAACUGGGAUUUACCCAAGCAGACGUGGGGCUGGCGCUGGGCACCCUGUACGGCAACGUGUUCUCGCAGACCACCAUCUGCAGGUUUGAGGCCCUGCAGCUGAGCUUCAAGAACAUGUGCAAGCUCAAGCCGCUGCUGAACAAGUGGCUGGAGGAGGCGGACUCGAGCACCGGCAGCCCCACCAGCAUCGACAAGAUCGCGGCGCAGGGCCGCAAGCGCAAGAAGCGGACCUCCAUCGAGGUGAGCGUCAAGGGGGCUCUGGAGAGUCAUUUCCUCAAAUGCCCCAAGCCCUCGGCCCAGGAGAUCACCUCCCUCGCGGACAGCUUACAGCUGGAGAAAGAGGUGGUGAGAGUUUGGUUUUGUAACAGGAGACAGAAAGAGAAAAGGAUGACCCCUCCCGGAGGGACUCUGCCGGGCGCCGAGGAUGUGUACGGGGGGAGUAGGGACACGCCACCACACCACGGGGUGCAGACGCCGGUCCAGUGAACUCGAGCGGGGGAGGGGCAGAGCGCAGGGCUCUCCCUCCCCUUUGGCGCCUAGUCCUUUCCGGGACCCCUCUUCCCUCUCUAACUUCUGAUUGUUCUUUUAUUUUUAAUUAUUAUUUCCCCGUCCCUUAAAAAGAAAAAAAUAAGGAAAAAGGAAAGCAGCUAAGACACUGGACUAUCCUAUAAACGGUAGCAGUUGUAAUGUGUUAUGACCUUUGCAGGCAAGUACCCAGGCUAUGAAAUAGUGUCUCCUAGAGAGAGAGGAGCGAGGGACAGAGGGAGGGAGAGAGAAAAUCUGAGACAAAUACCUGGCAAAACUAAAUAAAUUACCAAAAGAAAAAAAAAAUCCACCAAACCAUGAUAAACACAGAACUGCAGCUGCCGAUGCUCGAAGCUGGCACAUGCUGCUGCUGUGUUUAUUUAACGUGGAUCCCCAUCAGGAAAGAGGACAAAAAUACACACAUCUCUGAUAUAAGUAAAAUUUAACACAUGAAUUUACACUGCAAGAAAACUGAAGUUUACAUGAACAAAUUCAUAAACAUGUUUUUCUCUUAUUCCUCACCAUUAGUUUUGGCGGUGUUUUGUUUUGCUUUACUCAGCGGGCAGAAUUGUAGCCAGCUCUUGCUCGCUAUUUCUGAUGUCCUUGUAUUACCCCUUUUUCUUACUAUGUGUGAACUUUGCUUACCUUUAGAUUCCCCCUUGAAUCGGUGUAACAUUUAUUUGCUCCUUUAACCAAAGCAAAAUGAUUGGCUUCAUACAAAAUUAAUUGUCUGCUUUCAGGACAUGUGUAUGUUCUGUUUUAUCCAAAGCAAGAAUCUAGUUUGGAAUAUAAAAAAACGAGAAUCAAGCAUAGGUUUUUGUUACUACCGACAAAGUAAACUUCAUUUUCAGGCAGUGUUUCUGGGAGAGGUUAUGGAGGGGAGAAAAAGAGAAAUCGAUAAUGAGUGACUGAUUGCUUCAUUUUAUCAGGCGGGCCCAUUGUGAAAGAGCUCAGAGGAAAUGUGGAGCUUAAAUAUAUUUCCAGAGUUGUCCGACAGAAGGAAAGUGGCACUUUGAAGAAAACUAGGAAAAUAUAUAUCUUCAGAGAUCCCUGAAUAGUUCCCUCCCUUUGGUUUUAAUAACUUAGUUAUGAGGAAUUAUAUGUGAUGACAGCAGCAAUUAAACUUUGUUCCUCUAAUAGCUUUUCUUAAAAAUCAAAAAGAAAAUAACCCAGGAACUUAAUAUUGUAUGCAUAGACUGUGUUUCGUAGCACACAAAUGCCACACGCAUACAGACAGUAGACUGGUUUUGUCUUCACUAGCUCAUUUGUUUAUCAUCUCAUAUUUAGGGUCCCAUCACCCUCUUCUCCUGUAAUUUAUUACAGAAAAUACCAGUUCAACUUGGACAGCUUUUAUCCCCCCCACUUUCACUAAGGAAGCCAAAUGAAGUGAAAAAAAAAAAUGCCAUUUUCAAUCCUUUCUUUUUCUCCUUUGUUAAUAGUUUUAAGUGCAUUUUUUACCUUGUCUUGAUGGAAAACUGUUAACUCCCAAAACAAAAGACUCUACUGGGAAGUGUAGGUGAAAGAAAAAAAGUUGUAACUGUAUUGAAAAUAAAUACCAUUAAACUGUGAUCAGUUAAGAUUAAAAAUAAUAAUCAGCACAAAAGGGCGCUAAAAGGGAAGACACUUUUUUUAUUAACUUUAAAGUUUGGGGCUUUUUUUCUGGUUAAAUAUUAGAUAAAUGUUUAUUUUAAAAAAAAAACUCACUACCAUAAAAUUAUGGUUCAGCAUCAGAUUAGCAUUGCACUCAGUAGUUAAGGUUUUAGGAAAUAUGCUUUACACCAGAUUGUCUUUUCAAACACCUGUGAUUGUUUCAUUUUCAAUGUUUUUGCAAGAUAAAUGGUGACUUAUAAUGGGCAUAUUAUUUGCCUGUUCUUCAUUUCCCCCAAUGAAUGUCACAAGGAAAAUGGGCACAGAGCUGUGGGGUGCUUCACACUGCCUGUUCCUGAGGUGAGGGGACUGGCUUUCAGUGAAGCAAUCCAAAGCAGGGCAAAUAGCCAAUGGUAAAGGGAGGAAAUGAAUUUUCAGAUACUUAUUACCAAGUAGGUAAGGUCAGAAGCUAGAGUUCAGGGGAUAUGCCUACAGCUCCUCUAACUCUCAUAGGUUUACUAAGACGAAAGUUACCACUGAACCUUACCGCUAUGUAUAUAUGUUUAAUAUCUGUCUUUUGAAAUGCAGAAAUAGUUUAAAUGUUUCUUUGUCUAUUUUUUCUUUUUUUUAAUGCUACCCAGGGAAAUAUUUUCAUAUCAUUUUUAAGUGGCCUGCCUCAAUGUAUAUUUAUUUCUUUUGAAGCAAAAAGGUUCUGGAAACUGUUUUUUCUGUAGCUUUAAGUGAGUAGGUGAGCAAAAUCUAUAUGGGAUGUAAUUUUUUUUGUUCAGUCUCUUUAAAAUUACUUUGUUUUGGUACAUUUGGUUGUGCUUGUGGGGAAAAUAAAAACGCAGAGAUCCUUAUAUAUUUAUGUUAAAGUAAUAUUUUAUUAUUACAUAAAACAGAAAUGCACAAUACCUUCAUAGUUUGUUCUAAUUAUUGAAAUAUCUUUAUUUUAUUUUUAAAGAUAGUGCCAAGUUUUAAGGGGAGAAAAAUAACCCUAGACCUUAUACUGACUGAGUUGAGUUAUGUGUAAAACACUUCCCUUCCUUUAUACUUCAUAAAGUUUUGGAAUAAAUUUUAUGCAUAUACUGCCAGGUUUCAUGUUUAUAACUUUCAGAGGCAUCUUUUUUAAAUGGAGGCUACUGUUCUGAUUUAUUUUUCUUUGCAAAAAUAAGCAUCAAUUCCAAAUCUUUUCAGUCCCUAUGCCUGUAGCAUUAAAUCAAAAUGAUCUUUGGAUCUGAGCUUCAAUUUGUUUGCCAUUUCAUGGUCUACAAAAAAAAAAAAAAAAUUGCCCUGUAAAUGUAUGCAGAUGUCUCUGCAUUUUCUCUCCAGGUUAUCUGUAUCUUGUCCAGUUGGGCUAUUUUGGAGCAUAUGAACAGAACUAGGUAGACUCUAAUCUCUACUCACAUGUCCUCACAUAAUUUGGGACCUGCAGGAAAGCAGGGCUUAGAGGAUUAUUCUUCUUAAUAAUCAACAAAUAUCUUUCAAUAAAGAGUAACCCAGACAAUAUACUGUAUGUGAGUUUUCCAAAUCAUUAGAAGUAGCUCCUAUAUACUGUUAAUGUGAGGUUUACAGGAAAAGAUUUUGCAGUGGUUUAUAACAUAGUGUCUAUUUCCCAUCAGCAAACAAAUAAGCUUUAAAAUUUAAAAAAGGAGGAGGAGAAUUAUUGGACAAACUCAAGUAAUAAUGCUAAUAACAGACUGUUUUCACACAAUAUUAGAUGGAACACUGCACUUACCAAACGCAGUUUUAAAAUGAGAAUUCUAAACUAUUGGAUUAGUUUAUAAGUUUGUUGAUAUAUUUAAAGUCCUUCAUGGAACAUGGUUUAAGUAUAAGUCAGUCCAUUUAGAAAGAUAGUUUCUGAGAUUAUUACAUCGGAUCAUCUUUCCUAACACCUAGUCAAUAGUACAUGGAUCCCAAACAGAUUCAACCAAGUGAUCUUAUCAAUAGCCAGAACAAGAAGUGACAGAAAGAAGAAGUGUUUUGUGACUGAAGACAUGCUGAUGGGUAAAAUGUUUAAGCUGGGUAUAGAUUUGAGUUCUGGGUCAAUAUCCCUCCACUGUAGGCAGGAAACAUGCUGCAUCUGCCCUCUGCAGGGCAUUUGAGUGGACCUUGAGAAGGCAUUUUUGUUCUUAGCCACAGGGGCUACUGACUGGAAAACAUCCCAGGUUACAGGGACACAUUUUGGCCUUGACUCAUGCUUGCCACUCAAAUUCUAAAGCUACUCAGGGAAUUUCCACACCAGUUUGGAAAUGUAUUACACACUACCAUGAAAAACUCCAUCAUGACCACUGGGAGAAAUCUGUGAGCAGUCAUCCCUAAGAUAUUGGCUUAGCCAAAAGGAAAAAUAUUUUCUCUCCCCUAAAUACAAUAAUAUAGAAUACAGCCACCCUGACAGAACUCUUACGUUUCUCCAAAAUAUGUCACUUUUUAAGUUUAUGAUAUAAGAUGAAAGAGAAAUGAUCAUGUGGGAGAGAAUUGUGUGAAGGUCAGAUGGAGGGAAGUGUCACAAAUAAUGUUAUGUUUGGCAUUUCUAAACAUUCUUAGUUCCCACAAAGUAACCUCCUUUAUAUUUCAGAUGUUAGUAACAAAAGCACUCUUCUCUUCCCUCUUCUAGUCCCCGAUGGACAAAAUUUUCUGGUGAAAUGGCUUUCAUGAGGGCGUUCAUCUUUCUAUCAUCUCUUUCUUUAAAAGCAACAAAUAAAGAAAUGUAACAGCAUCAGUGAGGGUGACGAUGGCAUUUGGGUGCGCUGGUCUCUGCACGUGUAUGCCUAUAUGCUGUAUCAUUUGCCUUCCAUUUUCCUUAUUGUAGAAGCAUCUCGAAUAGUGCUGGGGAAUGCGGUGAAAUAAUCUUUUUAUCACUCCUCUCUGUGAUUUGUGUUUGUUUUUCAGUUUGUAGAACUGUUCUAGAUUCUAUGGAAUUACUACACAAAUAAAAGAAUGAGGUAAAGAAUAGAGCUUGUACAGAAAAAGAAGGAUGAGAAAGUGAGGGUCUCUUGGGUCUGUAUAUUUCAGUGGGUAAGGCAAAUGGACGCUAUCUACAAGGAAAGGGAAAGGUGCAUCUUGAAGUACUAUGAAUUUUAACAAUAUGACUGAGUGGAAUGUACAUCUAAGUUUUAUAUAUUUUCACUAUUUAGAAAAGAGUACUUUUCCAAUGGUGUAUGGUCUCUUAGCAGGACAGACUGUGGUAGAAGAGAACUUACGUUCCUGAAGCUUAUGCCCACUGCUUGACUGAGGGUGGGAAACAAUGUAAAAGUGGUAUGAGCUUGCCACCCAGCUCGCAAACCAUGGGAUCAACUAGCCCAUGUUUGUAGAAAGUGGGCCACGGUUUUAUUUCAGUGUGCCAUUAUCUAGAGGCAAGUAUGGCAGUGCCAGCAAAUGACUUUUUAAUUUUCUUUAAGGCUUUGCUUCGUUAUAGAGAAAAAGAAACAAUCAGAAUAUUUUCAAGUUGUUCUGGUGUUUGGUGGGAAACUAGGAAAUGUGUUCCCAUCGUUAAAAAAGAAGUCACUUAACUUUAUCAUAUGGUACCUCACUUUACCUUGAUAACACCUCUGCUUGGUUUAGCUGUUAGAGGUUUUAGAAACAGUAUCAUAUUCUAUCAAAACAAUCCUAGUCUGAAUUCUAGAAUUCUGAUUGUUGGUAACAUUCAGAUGUAUUUCUUUUUUUAAAAAAAGUCUGAAAUGUUAUUUAAUACACCAGUAAAAGUGCAUCUAUAUCUUAAAGUUUA